This is a messenger RNA of Taeniopygia guttata (zebra finch), 2579 nucleotides long. RefSeq names its product NFIL3 like basic leucine zipper (gene NFILZ). Gene Ontology annotation, cellular component: nucleus. Gene Ontology annotation, molecular function: DNA-binding transcription factor activity; DNA binding. Gene Ontology annotation, biological process: regulation of DNA-templated transcription; circadian rhythm; DNA-templated transcription. The record is from RefSeq and is a predicted model, not a curated record. Lineage: Eukaryota; Metazoa; Chordata; Aves; Passeriformes; Estrildidae.
UUUAUCAGGCAUGCAGGAACACUCACUGGCGCAUGAACAGAAGAUAAUUAAUAAUUAAGGGCUCAUUAACAGAAGAUAUCUCCUGCAGGGAGGAUUGGCUGUGGGAGAGAUAAAGAAACCUGCCCAAUGAAGAGAAGAGAACUGCCCCACUGCUAACAGAUGGGAAUAGAAUACACACCCCCAUUUCUAACCUAAGACACCGAGACAAAAAACAAUCCCAUUCUGAUGUUAAUUUACCCAAUGGCACUAAUUAGAGGUAACUAAUGAGUGUUCUCAUUCCAGCAGAACCCCAGCUGCCUUCCCCACCAGCAUGGAGAACUUCCUGGCCACUCGCAGCGAGCAGGUGCUGCAGCGGGGCCAGGCCCAGCUGCUCCUGGGGAAGGUGGGCGGACACUCCCGGCGGAAGAGGGAAUUCAUGCCGGACGACAAGAAGGACACCAUGUACUGGGAGAAGAGGCGCAAGAACAAUGAGGCCGCCAAGCGCUCACGGGAGAAGCGGCGCCUCAACGACGUGGCCAUGGAGAGCCAGCUGGCAGCGCUCAGCCACGAGAACGCCAUGCUCAGAACCGAGCUGCUCUCCCUCAAGCUGCGCUUCGGGCUCCUCAGCCCCGCGCCCAGCCCCUACCUGGGCCGCCCCCUCGGGCUCUACCUCGGGGGGCACCGGGCAGCCUCACCCCUGCUGGGUGUGGAGCCCUUUGCUGGUGAUUCCUGCUGCCCUGCCCAGAAGAGUUUUGUGCCCAAGGUGCUGGAGCCAGCUGAAUUUCCUUGCGAAACCUUCAACUCCUCCACAAACAUCCUUGGCUGCGACUCCAAACCCAUUCCCAUAGACACAGGUGGCCUCCAGCAACCCAAAAGGUUUGAGGAAUCCUUCAGCCUCAAAAGGUUUGAUGCAUCCUUCAGCCCCACAGUUUGCUCUCCAUUCCUCAGCUACCCCUGCUCAGACAAACACCCCUUCCCCUGCCCUUGGCUGGGCGGUGCCUGGUUCUUGUGCCCAUCCCCUGGCACCGCUGAGGCCAGGAAGGAGAGCAGCACUGCGGUGUCAGAUGAAGAUGACGAGCAACAAGUACCCAAAACUUCUCCUGCGCCCUCCUGCAGCCUGCCCUGCCCCUCGGAAGAGCAGCUGAAGGGCCGGAGCAUUGCUGCCCUCCCGCACAAGCUCCGGAUUAAGAGCAAAGCCCUGGGCACUCUGGAGGAGACUGGGCUGGACUCACACUGAGGCAGCACAGGAAUGCCUGCUGUGGGGCCAGAGUGAGACAUUCCAAGGAAACGAAGGGUUUGGAAGGACAAGGUGAGAGGGAAAUGCCUUCUUCUCCAAAGAUGGACAUAAUUUUCCCUGCUCAGUGUAGAAGCUGAGGGAGUUUCUCGGGCUGCAUCACUACAGCACAACUGCAGCUGGCCAGGACCCUGUGGUCAGCCCCUGGUCUCACUGGUGGCUCUGCUACUACAGCAAGCUCAAACUGGAGGUGUGAAGGGGCAGGAAGAGGCCAAGACAGGGGGGAUGGUCAUGCAAUGUGACACCACUACAGCUGGUGGGGUUAUCAACUACUGUAGUGACCUUUGCUUCAUCUCCGCCUUCAUCCUCACCAAAGUGCCUGGAGUCAGACUUACCUGACACAGGAAACUGUUGAUGGAACCAGUUUCAGACCCCUCAACUGUCUGGAGAAAAUAAAAAGAGGUUGUGACUCUGGGAGUGUGGAUUUACCCUGGCAUGAAAUGAAAGCAGGACCUCCUGCACUGUAUUCCAGUUUACCAUAAUUUAUUUCCAGAGGGAAUGAACUCUUUCUCUGUGACCAGACAUGCUGUGGUCCAGAAGAUUUCAUUUAUCUUUGUAACUGUUAUUAUGGAAGACUAAAUAUUAUUUUAUUAUUAUUAUUGAAAUGAAAAAAAAAAAUAUUUUUGCUUCUUUCUUUUAAAAAAGGCAUUUUCAAACCUGAUCUUCGUCUAUUUGGAAAUUCUUUAUCAAACAGGCACAAGCUGCAUAUGGUGUUUGUAAUUCCUGCCUCUGCUGGGACCCAGUCCCUGUCCAUCCUGACAUCCUUGCUUUUCCUUUGGGAAAGCCUCAGGGAGAGCAGCCUCCUGCAGGGCUCUGGAGCCUCUUGGAGCUGUUCCUCAGUUUUCAAGCCAAAGAGAAUUCUCAGGGAUGCACUCCAGGUACAGUUGUGACUUCCUCUCCUCAGAUCUUUCCUGCUUUGUCUCUUUUCCCAAGAUGAGGAUGAUCCUGCAGUUCUGAUGUUGCUGUGUCUAGCAGCCCCAUAUGUUCUUCGACUUGUUGGAUAUGACCAGCCCAAUCUGAUGGUUCCAUCAGCCCCAGUCUGAUGGAAGAAGAUCUCAAAGUGAGAAAGCAACUUCAAGCUGAACUCCUUUGCCCCAGCCACACAUUUCCAGUCCAUGUCCUAUGUCCCAAAAGACAGAAGAGCUGCAGGGCCCUGCUGGGAACCAGAGCUGACAGUGGAGCUCAACAUCCCAGCUCAGAUCCCCUGGGAGUCUCCAUCUCAUCAGUUCCAGCUCAACAGAGUCUCCUGUUCCUUUGUGUGUCUGUCCCUGUGUCUCCUCAGGUGAGACCCCACCUGCAGAGCUGC